AGAGAGAGAGAGCGGCAAGCGAGCGAGGGAGGGAGCGAGUCCGAGCGACCAGGCAGAGUCAGUGUUGAGAGAAAGGCAGUGGAAUUGAGACGCGCGCACGCUCUCCUCCAGUUAUUUUGGAUUAAAUCUCGGAAAAGAAGGCGCCAGUCACAAAAGCAGCCAUGGGGGUUUGUUGCUACACCUUCCUCAAAUAUAUAUCCGUCUUCUGGAACCUUCUCUUCAUGGUGAUGGGUGGUGCGUGGCUGGGCCUGGUGCUGUGGGUGUACCUGAGUGUGACAGACAUCACUGUGCUCACCAAUGAUGUGCAGGGCUACAAGUCAGUACUCUACUUCCUCAUGGUGGUGGGGGCUAUUGUCUUCAUCCUGGGCUUCCUGGGCUGCUGCGGGGCCUGCCAGGAGUCACAGUGUAUGCUGGGAACGUUCUUUGCGCUGGUUCUGGUUCUGUUCUCCGGCCAAAUUGCCAUCGGUGUUUGGGCACACGCUAACAAGGACAAGUUUACAAGGGUGUUCACCGACGCUGUCACCGACACCAUCAAGACAGACUAUGGCGGUGUUGAGAUCAAGACCAAUGCUUUCAACACCAUCCAGAAGAACUUGAAGUGCUGCGGUUCCAAUGGUCCUGAUGACUGGGACGGGAGCAACUUCAACAACGCAGAUGCCGGCCACACUGAGAUAGGAGUGAUAUCCAAGCCAGGGUUCUACAAUGUGCCUGAGUCCUGCUGUGUGGCGCCCCAUGUGACACCAAGAUAAACAGGGAUAGUUCUGCCAACCCUGCCAUCAUUUUUGAAGAGGGCUGCUCGGAGAAGAUCCUAAACGUGGUACAAUCAUACAGCAAUGAGAUCUUGUACUGUCUGUUGGCCAUCCUUCUCAUCCAAGUCCUGGCUAUGAUCCUUUCAAUGGUCCUCUGUUGCACUGUGAGGCGUAUUGACCAUGUGAAAGCCUAGGGGAAGAACGCAUCUCCAAUUUAUGAUCUAGGGAUGGAGAGUGAUGAGGAGGACUUGAAUGCUUAACUCCCCUUGUCUCUUCUUGUCUCUCCUCCUCUCUCAACCCUCUCCCACUCCUCUAUCUUCCUUGGGAGUCUUCAAAAUGCCCCUGGGUUUAAAUACAGAGGGUUAGGUUAGGUUAAAAUAGGAUGUGUGGUCUCAUGGUGUGUGUUUUUGUGGUGUGUGUUGGCAGUUCUCUUGUCUGUGCUUGUUUGUGUUUGUGGUGGUCUGGUUGUGCUGUAGGGUGUUUUUUCAGGGUUAUUUGGGAUGUUUUGUGGUGUAUUUGUUUGGUUUUCCUGUGUUUGAAGGUCUCUCUAAAGGUUUCCAUGUGGCUAUUUUUAAAGGUUUUGCUGUAUUUUAGAGUAUUUUGAGGUGUUUCUUGUUUCUAGGGAUUUUUUUAGGGUUAUUUAGGGUGGGUUUGUAUUUUUUGGGGGUCUUUUUAAAGGUUUUAGGGUUAUUUGAGGUGUUUCUUAUGUUGUAGAGGUGUCUGUAAGGGUUUUCAUGCACCAGUGAUAAUUUCCAAUAGGUUUCAUGUUUGUAGUGAUAGUUUUCAGUGCUUUUUCAUGACGCCAGUGAUCAUUUUCAAGGAUUUCUCAUGAUUCCAGCGAUAGAUUUCAAGCCUCUCACAAUUCCAUCAGCAGCAGUCUGUAACACCACCAACACACCAGAGAAACACCCUUUUGAGAACCACCACACACCACCACAGGGGCCAGAACACCACAGACAAGAGAACUAAGAGAGAGAGAAUACACCGAAAUGCAAUGGAUGUCACUAAAACCAUCCGAAAAUGUUGUCUGUCUGUUUGUAUGGCUGUGGAGGUAUGUGGAGGGGCUGUGGCCAUACCUGAAUCACAAUAACACCCAUAAAUGCUGCUUGCUGUGUCCCCGCAGGUCCCCAACACAGCAGACCUCCCCAGCUUUACGCCAAUUUAUUUAUUUAACCAAGUCACCCCUGAACUAUAGCUUAGGUGUGUGUGUGUACGUUUAUGUGUGUUUGUGUAUGUUUGCACUCUCUACCUAUAGUGUUUUCAUAUGCGUGUGUGUGUAUGUGUGUGUGUGUUUGUUGUCCUAGAGUGAGAGAUGGAGCGUGUGUUGUGUGGUGUGUGCCAGCCAGGGAGGUGAUAGAAACAACAGGUUUUUUAGAAGUAGGUGAGAUAUAAAGAGUAUUUUUAUAUCACGGCACCAUUGCAGGAGUCACGGCGCCUCGCUGUUCCUCGGACCACUGAAGGGAAGGCUCAGAUUCGUGUUUAUUAUUGAGGAAGGACAGAAAUCAUGCUGGGAAGGUGUUGGUAAAAUAGAUUAAAUGUUUUUUUUUUUUUUUCUUUAUUGGGAAUGUACAGAAAUUAGCCUGGAAAAGUGGGAAAGUGUUGAAAAAUUAGAUUAAAUAGGGUUUCUUAGUAGGCAAAAUACUAAAAUCAGCACAGGAAUGUGUUGGAAAAGUGUUCAAAGUGUUGUCAGGAAAGUAGACUAAACAUUUAUUAUUGGGGAAAAUACAGAAAUUAUUCUAGUAUGUGUUCAGAUUUCCGUCAGGAAAGCAGAUUCAACAUUUAUUAUUGGGAAAAAUACAGAAUUCAGUGUGGAAAAGUGGAAAAAGUGAUGGGAAAGUAGAUUUGACAUAUCUUUUAUGAGAAAAAUUUAAAAAAUGAAGGAAGGUGGAAAAGUACAAAGAUUCAUUUCAGGUAAAUAUAUUGAACAUUUUUAUUAUUGGGAAAAUACAGAAAUGAGCCUGUGAAAAGUAUGAAGAUUUUAGGAAAGUAGAUGAAACGACGAUUAGAUGAAAUAAUGAUAACUUUUGAUAAAUGUUUGUAUGAAGUAUUUUGAAACGCACAAAAGGAAUGCAUGAAGAGUAUUGGAAACAUUUGACACUCACUUUGUUGUAUUAGUCACUUUUGAAACACAAACAUCACCAAACCAGUGUUGUGAAGAGGAAAAUAUUUGAGGGCUCUUAUAUUUUGAAAUGUACAAAGAAAGCAAAGACUAUUUAUUGAAAGUAUUUGACGGAUUAUUUUGUAAGUCGUCCAUUUUGAAACGGUCGCAGGAAAUGACGUAUUUAGAGUAAUGUAAGGAAAUAAUUGAUGCUUUUUUGUACUAUAUAUUUUGAAAUGCACAAAGAAUAAUGAAAAAGGAAGAGUAUUAGGAUUAUUUGAUGGUCCUUUUGUAUAUUGUUCAAUUUGAAACUCACAGAAAAAUGUAUUUAGAGUAAUGUAAAGAAAUAUUUUAUGCUUUUUUGUACUAUACAUUUUGAAAUGCACAAAAGAUAAUGAAAAAAGAAAGUAUAUUAGAACUAUUUAAUGGUUCUUUUGUAUAUCGGUCAUUUUGAAACAGUCGCAGGAAAAAAAGUAUUUAGAAUAAUGUUAAGAAAUGUAUGAUGCUUUUUGCACAAUAUAUCUUGAAAUGCACUAAGAAUAAUGAAAAAGGAAGAGUAUUAGAAUUAUUUGAUGGCUCUUUUGUAUAUCGCUCAUUUUGAAACUCUUUGGAAAAGGAAAAGUAGACUAAAGAAAUAUUUCAUGCUUUUAGUACAAAGAGUUUGAAAUGCACUAAGAAUAAUGAAAAACAGCAAGAGUAUUGAAAUUAUUUGAUGGUUCUUUUGUAUAUCGCUCAUUUUGAAAUAAGCUGUAAAAAAAAACUAAUGUAAAAAAUAUAAUUGAUGCUUUUAGUAUGAAUAUUUUUGAAUGCACAAAGAAUAAUGAAAAACCAGGAAGAGUAUUCAAAUUAUUUGAUGGUUCUUUUCUCCAUCGCUGAUUUUGAAACUCAGAGAAAAAAGGUAUAAAGAAAAUUUUAGAUGCAUUUUUGUAAGAUUUAUUUUGAAAUAGACACAUAAAGAAGUAGAAAAGAAAAUAUUUGAUGCUUGUCGUGUGUAAUGUAUCCUGAAAUGCACAAAAAAAGAAAGAAUUAGGAGUAUGAGAGAAAAUAUUUGAUAGUUUUUUUUGUUUUUAUUCUGAAAUGCACAAAAAAGAAAGAAUUAGAAGGAAGGAAGUAAAUAGUUGAUGUGUCUUGUGUUUGAUCUAUUCUGAAAUGCACAAAAAACAAACAAUUAGAAAUGUGAGACAAUAUAUAUAUAUAUUUUUUUUUUUUCUGAAAUGCACAAAAUUAAACAAGAAUCAGAAGUAAGGAAGUAAAUAUUUGAUAGGUUUUUUUUUUUUGUGUGUUUUAUUUUGGAAUGCACAAAAAAUAGUCAUAAGUGUGGAGGUAAAUAAUUGAAGCUUCCUGUAAUGGUGUUGAUGUUUGUGUCAUCUUGGAAUCACCACAAGAUGACAAAACCAAAUGAACCGAGGGAAGCAACAAGGAACGUGUGUGGAAAAUAAUGAUCAAAGGAAGAUAUUUUGAUACUUUGACAGUUUUACGACUUACACAACUCAACAAAGAGCACAAAAUACAAAAAAGUAAAAAAAAAAAAAAAAUUCCUUUGAAAAAAAUUAUUGUACGUACCUGAAAAAUAAAACAAACAAACAAACACUUAGCAAAAUAGAAAACCACAAAGAGCUAUUUUAUUUACUUAUUUAUUUAUUUUUUUUAUUAUUUUAUUUUUGAGAAUAAAUAAUUUUUUAUUUAUUUUUUUUUUUUAUUUCUUUAUUUAUUUAUUUUUUUUUUCAAACUAUCAAAAUACACCUGCAUUUUUACCAGCAAAUUUUGAAAAACUGAGGAACAGGAAGAGGAAAGAGAAUUAAUUAUAUUUUGAUUAUAAGUGAAAAAAAAAGGAAAGAUCUGAGCGUGUGAGUGUGUGUGUGUGCAUGUGUGUGUGUGUGUGUGCGUGUGUGUGUGUGGGUGUCUGUGUGUGUUGCUACUUUCUAUGUAUGUAUAAGUAAACAAAAGCCCUUUCAAUGUAAAUAAUGCAUUAUUGCCUCUUGUAUUAGGAACCAUAGUGGAAUUAAGGUUGUUUUUUUGUCCCUGUACACACAAACACACACACAGAAUCUUCUAAACAAACCUACACAUAUGCAAACCUUCCUUGAAACACCUACACUUUAUAAAUACACCCUAAAACACUCACAAACCUGCAGUGUACACCUUCCCACACCUCAAAACACACCUUUAUAUCAUUAUAUAUCAUUAUGAACCUUUACAAACUUUUACUAUUUCCCACAAUGCACCAAUAUAUUAUUAUCUACCUUUCCAAAGCAACCUAUACACACCCACAAUGCAACACUGCAUCUUUCUGUCUUCUCAAACCUUUCCAAACUUGUACAGCAUCACACAAUGCACCUUUAUCUGCCUUUACAAACCUCCCAAAACCUGUAAACACACCCACAAUGCAACACUACAUCUUUUCUCUGCCAUUACAAGCCUGCAAAUCUCCCGUCCCUACACCUACACCUUCCCCACACACCUGUCCUUGUCUUGUUUUCACGCCUGCGGUUACCUGUGUGUGUCUGUUCACCUGAGUUAAUUAAUGUGCCAAUAUUGUUUUUUUUUUUUUUUCAAUAUGGUGUGUUUAAUUUAUUUUGUAUUUGAUGUUUGUCUCUUGUUAUGAUGGAUUUGGAAGUGUUUUGGGGUAUUUAUUUAUUUUAUUUAUUUAUUUUAUAUAUUUUUGUAUCUAUGUUGGUAUUGUGGAUAAUUUGUCACAAUUCGGAGGAAUUUGAAUUAUUAUUAUUGUUGUUUUUAUUGUUAUUAUUUAUUUUAUUUAUUUUUUUUAUUAUUUAUUUUAUUUAUUUUUUAUUUAUUUAUAUUUAUUUUGUUUAUUUGUUUAUUUUUUUUUAUGUUGGUGUUGUGGAAAAUUAGCCACACUUUGGAGGAAAUUUAAUUACCAUAAGUCAUUUAUUUAUCAACAAUGUUAUUAUUUUCCUUUCCCCCUACCCUUGCAUUAUAAAGCAUAUAUGUUAUUUGAGUGAAUUAUUAUUAUUAUUAUUAUUAUUAUUAUUAUUAUUAUUAUUAUUAUUAUUAUUAUUAUUAUCAUCAUCAUCAUUAUUAGAGUAUGCAUGUGUUCCCCUAUGAUAUUCCUCACUUGACUAGCAAAAUGUCAUGUUAUUGAGGUAAGACAUUUAUUAUUAUUGUUUUUUAUUGGUGUUUUUAAUGUCACAAAGAACUUUUUUUUUUCCUACUUCAAUGUCCAAAGCCAAUUAUUCUGAGUCACCCGGAAAAUAUGUCACAGAGGGAAAGAAUUACUAAUUAUAAGUAUGUCCAGUGUCUUUUAUCUCAUAAUUCUUGGAAAAUAUGUCACACAGAGAUAAUUCAUGUUAUUAGUCUUAUCAUGAAUCAUUUCUUCUUUUGAAAAUAUGUCACAGAGGGAAAGAAUUUUAUUAGUUUUCUCAUGAGUCAUUUCCUCCGACUCCUGAAAAAUGUGUCACAGAGGGAAGAAUUGUCAUUAGUUUUAUUGUGCAUCUUUUUUUUUUUUUUUUUUUUUUUUUGCCUGCAAAAUAAGUCACAGAGGGAAAAAAUUCAUGUCCUUACUUUUAGUGUGAAUCAUGUGUUCCGAGUCUCCUGGAAAAUGUCGCGUGUGGCAGGAACAAAUGUUUUUUUUUAAUGGUAGAUACAUGAUGGUGUAUGACAAACGUACGUACAGGAAAACAAAGAAAGGUUAAAAUGAUUACUCACUAUUUCUGUGGUAGGACUUAAGUGGUAUUUUAAGAGUAAUGUUUCUGUAUUUUUCUCUUUAUAUAUUGUAAAGUUAGUACAGAAAUUAUUGUAUAUUUAAGAUCAUUUUAAGAAACAUGUGUGUGUGUGUGUGUGUGUGUGUGUGUGUGUGUGUGUGUGUUGGAAGCUGGGACAAUACUUAGAUUUAUAUACAUGCAUACAUUAUACAUAUAUAUAUACUAGACUAUACAUUCAUAACGCUCUCUUUUUUUGUAGAUGUUAAUGAUUUUUUUUUUUUUUUUUUUUUUUUUUCAAUUCAGAUUUACGUUUUAUUUGUUUUGUUUUUAAUUUUAUUUAUUUAUCAAUUAUUUUUAAUUUAUUUUUUUUCUUUUAUUCAAUUGAAGACAGCAAUGGUUUAAAUAUGAGAUAGAGAAGCCUUUCUUUCUUUAAUCUCACUUUGGUUUGUCAAAGAUAAAGAUAGAGACAGUAUCUUUCAUUUCCCUGAUAGAGAGAGUGAGAGAGAAAGAAGAUAAAUAAAGGUUACAAUUUGCUGUUAUCAUAUUAUUAAGAAUUAAAGUUUAGAGAAAGUUAAAA
Molecule: messenger RNA, 7086 nt
Organism: Portunus trituberculatus (swimming crab)
Lineage: Eukaryota; Metazoa; Arthropoda; Malacostraca; Decapoda; Portunidae
Product: tetraspanin-1-like
Exons: 5
Coding region: 162-749 (195 amino acids)
Cellular component (GO): membrane
Source: RefSeq, a predicted model, not a curated record